GCUUGGAUCUCAUCAGUCUCUCCUUCUGGGAGAAGAUGAGCUGAUGGGGUCUCAUCUGCUUGGCAUCCCUCCCCCAGAGGAGCCUGAACCGGGGAUCUGGAAAUGUGUUCUCAUCUGGGCUCUCUGAGGUGAGCUCAAAGUCAUCCCCACAAUGCUGCUGCUGCUGCUGCUGCUGCAGAUCUCAGCGAGCUGCCUCUGGCUGGGACAUGGCGAGGUGGUGACAUCCUUUCAGAGUUCAUGCCCUCAGUUUUUCUUCCGGGGAACCCCCCCAAAUAAAGCCUUGGAGCCAGAGAGCCCAGCCUGGAUCUGCCAGCGUUACGAGAACCACUAUUACUUUGCCACCCUGUACGACAGGAGCAAGCGGAUUCCCGUGUACUCUGCCUACCUCUACCAGCCUGAAAGUGGCAAAAGACCCAACACAUGGCUGGUAGAGCCCCAGCUGAUGGGCUCAAGUUAUCCCAAAACUAUGGAAAAAGAGUGGACCCUCUUAAACAAUUUUGGUGUCAGCUUAGACCAAAUCAGCAACAGCCAGGCUAUCCUCCAAGACUACAAGAACCUGACAGGUUUGAACCGUGGCCAUUUGAACCCCAGUGGCCACCACAACAGCUCCAGCAGCAGGACAGCUACCUUCACCCUCACCAACAUAGUCCCCCAGAAUCAGAAACUCAAUGGCGGUGAAUGGAACAACUAUGAACAGCAAACGAUGAUGAGGAAGACCCAAGGCUGUAAAACCACCUAUGUGGUCGUGGGGGCCGUACCUGGAAACAACUAUAUUGCCAAGGGAAGGGUUAAUAAACCCAGUCACAUCUGGUCGAGUGCCUGCUGCGAGGUGAACAGCAACCAGAGGAAAGCUUGGGCUGUCAUUGCUGAGAACGACAAGAACGAGGUGGAGCUGCUGACGCUGGGGCAGCUGGAGGACAGGCUGACCCAGCUCUAUGGGAGGGACACGGUUUCUUUGUUUGAUAACAGCUGUCCCCGGGAAUAAGCCCCCACUUCAUAUCCCAGGUUAUGCCAUGUGUCUUUUGCAGCAUCUGUUCAGCUUCCUUCUCCAGCAGCUUUCCAGCUCUUUCACUCAGCUAACUUUCUCCUCUAUAAAAGGGAAGAAGAGGGCAGCAGAGCCUCUGGCUGGUUUGCUUUGUUGCCCACCCUUGGAGGGAGCCCCCAGAAGUCUUUUGCCUGGCCACUCUGGAAGGGCAGGUUGAAAGGUUCUGGAAGGCUCCCCUUCCACGGGGUUGGAAAUCAGAGCUUCUUGCUGACACUAGAGGGGCUUUGUCUUUUCCCCCUUUUUCUCCAUACACAGAUCAUAGUUCCUUCCUCUCUUUGGUAGGUCACUGCUAACGUGCUGCUGACUUGUCCCUCACCUCCUCGGGAAAGAUGUGGGUCUAAGGUAGCUCAGGCUGUCCAGAGAGCUUGUGGAGUCUCCUUUGCUAGAGAUACUCAAAAUCCAACUUGACACGAUCCUGGACAACCUGCUUGAGCAAGGGUCUGGACUAGAGGAUCUCAAGAGGUCCCUCCAAACCUCAAUGAUUCAGUGAUUCAUCCUGAGAUAAAGAAAGCAAAGAGCCCAGAGAUUGCUGAGUGUCUGUAAGGGUUAUCCUACAGAUGCUUCCUGACCAUCACAGCCAAUGACAACAGCAAAGGGUGAAGUGGAAAGAAGGCAGGUAUGCAGAGGAGGAACAUAGGAGGCUCUCUUGAGGUCUGUAAAUGGGUAAAACAAAGAGAAGGACAGAAAUAUCCUGCAUCUAACCACUAGGCUCCCGUAACCCUGAACUUACAUGAAGACUGUGCUUGUGCAAACUUACCAGCAGGUUUUUGUGUGCUUGCUCUUGGACCAUGCACCUUGAAACAGGUGCUGAGGGCUCAAACAUCCAUGCAAGCUCAGGGAUCAGACAUGCAGCAAGCUUUGACCAGGCAAAGAUACAUCUCUGUGAUACACUAGCUGGAUAAUUUCCUUCUCUGCUCUUCUUCUGAACCUCUUCUGCAGAUGAAUGUAUAAUCCAUUUUGUGAAAUGU
Messenger RNA from Colius striatus (speckled mousebird), 2013 nucleotides. RefSeq names its product endonuclease domain-containing 1 protein-like. NCBI's taxonomy places the organism in Eukaryota, Metazoa, Chordata, Aves, Coliiformes, Coliidae. Gene Ontology annotation, molecular function: nucleic acid binding; metal ion binding; hydrolase activity. Bases 152 to 985 code for a protein of 277 amino acids. The record is from RefSeq and is a predicted model, not a curated record. The transcript has 3 exons.